Arvicanthis niloticus (Nile rat) is the source of this 3719-nucleotide messenger RNA. NCBI's taxonomy places the organism in Eukaryota, Metazoa, Chordata, Mammalia, Rodentia, Muridae. The record is from RefSeq and is a predicted model, not a curated record.
AAGCCCACCCUCGGGGGUUCCGGAAGUUUCCAUUGCUGCAGCUGAGUGCAGCCUCUCCCCACAACCUUCUGCGCUCCACUAUGUGGCCUGGCUUCUCAGCUGUCCCCAUGUCACCUCUUCUUGCCCUUAGGGGUCUUUUCCUAUAAGGAAGAGCCUGUGUUUCUGUUAUCUGCUCCCACAGGUGUCCUUUCGUCUCCACAGAGAUGUCCCACGUCAUCUUUUCUACCAGUGUCAGCUGAGGGGGUCCUCAUCCAGGUUUUCUCCCGUCUCUUCUCUUAUUACCCCCCUCCCCAUGCUUUGUCGUGGUUACAGAUGCUCAAAUAUUAGGCCUCUGUUCUUUCUGGAUUAGAGCUGUCAGUGUGUCCUUCCGUCCGUGAAAGCCGGUCAGUCUGUGACUUGUCACCGCAGGAGACUGUCGCCUCCGUGAGCGGUGUCUGGUGUCUCCGCAGGCUGCGGUCCGUCUAUCUGUCACACAACAGCCUGUCCUGGCAGUCAUGAGGCCUCCCUGGUAUCCCCUGCAUACACCUUCCCGGGCUUCUCCGCUCCUCUUCCUCCUCCUCUCCCUCCUGGGAGGAGGGGCAAGGGCUGAGGGCCGGGAAGACCCGCAGCUGCUGGUGAGGGUUCGAGGGGGCCAGCUGAGGGGCAUCCGCCUGAAGGCCCCUGGGGGCCCAGUCUCGGCUUUUUUGGGCAUCCCCUUUGCAGAGCCACCUGUGGGCUCGCGUAGAUUUACGCCACCAGAGCCCAAGCGGCCCUGGUCAGGAGUGUUGGAUGCUACCGCCUUCCAAAAUGUCUGCUACCAAUACGUGGACACCCUGUACCCUGGGUUUGAGGGUACUGAGAUGUGGAACCCCAACCGAGAGCUGAGUGAAGACUGCCUGUAUCUUAAUGUGUGGACACCAUACCCCAGGCCUACUUCUCCCACACCUGUCCUCAUCUGGAUCUAUGGGGGUGGUUUCUACAGUGGAGCAUCUUCCUUGGACGUGUAUGAUGGCAGGUUCCUGGCCCAGGUUGAGGGAACCGUGUUGGUAUCUAUGAACUACCGAGUGGGAACCUUUGGCUUCUUGGCCCUACCAGGAAGCAGAGAGGCCCCUGGCAAUGUAGGUCUGCUGGAUCAACGUCUUGCCUUGCAAUGGGUGCAAGAAAAUAUUGCAGCCUUUGGGGGAGACCCGAUGUCAGUGACUCUGUUUGGGGAGAGUGCAGGUGCAGCCUCCGUGGGCAUGCACAUUCUGUCCCUGCCUAGCAGGAGCCUCUUCCACAGGGCUGUUCUCCAGAGUGGCACACCCAACGGGCCCUGGGCCACUGUGAGUGCCGGAGAGGCCAGGCGCAGGGCCAUGCUGCUGGCCCGCCUUGUGGGCUGUCCCCCAGGUGGCGCUGGUGGCAAUGACACCGAGCUGAUAGUCUGCUUGAGGACAAGACCCGCUCAGGACCUGGUGGACCACGAGUGGCACGUACUUCCUCAGGAAAGUAUCUUCCGAUUUUCCUUCGUGCCUGUGGUGGACGGGGACUUCCUCAGUGACACGCCAGAGGCUCUCAUCAACACUGGAGAUUUUCAAGACCUGCAGGUGCUGGUGGGUGUGGUGAAAGACGAGGGCUCCUACUUUCUGGUUUACGGGGUCCCAGGCUUCAGCAAAGACAAUGAAUCUCUCAUCAGCCGGGCCCAGUUCCUGGCUGGGGUGCGGAUCGGUGUACCCCAAGCAAGUGACCUGGCGGCCGAGGCUGUGAUCCUGCAUUACACAGACUGGCUGCACCCUGAGGACCCUGCCCACCUGAGAGACGCCAUGAGUGCUGUGGUAGGCGAUCACAACGUUGUGUGCCCUGUGGCCCAGCUGGCUGGGCGACUGGCUGCCCAAGGGGCCCGGGUCUAUGCCUACGUCUUUGAACACCGUGCUUCCACAUUGACUUGGCCCCUCUGGAUGGGGGUACCCCAUGGCUAUGAAAUCGAGUUCAUCUUUGGGCUCCCCCUGGAUCCCUCACUGAACUAUACCAUGGAGGAGAGAAUCUUUGCUCAGCGACUUAUGAAAUACUGGACCAAUUUUGCCCGCACAGGGGACCCCAACGACCCUCGAGACUCCAAGUCUCCGCAGUGGCCACCGUACACCACUGCCGCGCAGCAAUAUGUGAGCCUGAACCUGAAGCCCUUGGAGGUGCGGCGGGGACUGCGCGCCCAGACCUGCGCCUUCUGGAAUCGCUUUCUCCCUAAAUUGCUCAGCGACACCGACACGCUGGACGAGGCGGAGCGCCAGUGGAAGGCCGAGUUCCACCGCUGGAGCUCCUACAUGGUGCACUGGAAGAACCAGUUCGACCACUAUAGCAAGCAGGAGCGCUGCUCAGACCUGUGACCCCUUGGGGACCCCAGGUCCUGCCGCCCUGCCCGAGCCCCUAGCUGUAUAUAUACUAUUUAUUUAAGGGCUGGGAUAUAAUACAACCGAGCCCCCAGGCCCUGUCCACCCUGCCCCGACUUCCUACCACUAGGGGCUCCCCAUCUUCUGCAUGUCUUGGGCUGAGCUUCCCUCCCCGCGGUGCCUUCGCCCCUCUGGGCCGCCAAUAAACUGUUACAGCCACUUAAGAGUCUGUGCAGCCGCGGGAAGUUGGGGCGGGGAAAAGCCAAAGAGCCCCUGCCCGCAGCAUCCGGCGGAAGCGAGCGCUAGGCCCGCCCCUAGGGGCGGAGCUUGCGACUGCGCAAGGCUGGUUUGCGGCUCCUUUUAGACGGUUCGGCGUCUCAUUGCUGCUAGCCUGUUCGGUGAGAGUUCCCAGGUUCUCUGUGCCCACACUGCCCGUAGCUGAUCCCAGAAAACACCAGGAAGCCGGAACUCGCCCUGCCUCGGUGACAGCUGCUCUACUGAGCACCCUGGAGCUGCUGAAGGACGUGCACCUGGGCCUGCCCGUGCCCUGCCCGGCUCCCGCCCGACUGGCCCUGCUCUCAGGCCACUACCUUUACUAUCACUACGGGUGCGAUGGACUGGAUGACCGUGGCUGGGGAUGUGGCUACCGUACCCUGCAGACGCUGUGCUCCUGGCCAGAGGGCCAGUCCUCGGGCGUGCCUGGGCUGGCAGCCUUGCAGGGAGCCCUAGAGGACAUGGGCGACAAGCCUCCAGGGUUCCGGGGUUCCCGGAACUGGAUUGGCUGUGUAGAGGCCAGUCUAUGCCUAGAACAUUUCGGAGGACUUCAGGGGCGCCUAUGCCACUUGCCCCGCGGAGCAGGGCUUAGGGGAGAAGUGGAGCGGUUGUAUUCACACUUCACAGGGGGCGGGGGCCCAGUAAUGGUGGGAGGAGAUGCAGAUGCCCAGUCCAAGGCCCUGCUGGGAAUCUGUGAGGGGCCAAGUAUGGAAGUCUAUGUCUUGAUACUGGACCCACACUACUGGGGAACUCCGAAAGAGCGUUGUGAACUGCAAGCUGCUGGAUGGGUGGGCUGGCAAAAGGCAAGCAGUGUCUUUGAUUCCAGUUCCUUCUACAACCUGUGCUUGACCAGACAGAUCUGAAUCAACACGCCCUGCCUGCACUGUUGGAUAGAUUCCAGAGCAGACUGAUCUCUGACACCUAUUUACUUCGCACAGGCUCCUGCAGCAGAGAAGUCUCUCAACAGCAAAACUUUGGGCCAGGCGCAAUGACACGGUCAGGUGACUGAGUUCAAAGCCAACCUGGUCUACACAGCAAGUUCUAGGCCAGCCUGAGAUUAGAUACUGUUCUGAAAAUGAUAAUAAAUCGACCUAAUUCAGCUUA